Molecule: messenger RNA, 1931 nt
Organism: Tetranychus urticae (two-spotted spider mite)
Lineage: Eukaryota; Metazoa; Arthropoda; Arachnida; Trombidiformes; Tetranychidae
Gene: gkt
Product: tyrosyl-DNA phosphodiesterase glaikit
Biological process (GO): DNA repair
Cellular component (GO): nucleus
Molecular function (GO): 3'-tyrosyl-DNA phosphodiesterase activity; single-stranded DNA binding; double-stranded DNA binding
Source: RefSeq, a predicted model, not a curated record
UUGUUCAAAUAUCAACUUAAUUAACAGUGUUUAAAAUAAUAUCAAACAUUUUUUGAUUGAAUUUAUCAUCGAAAUAGUGAAAAUCAAAACAAUUCUGCUGGUUCCAUGACUAUUUAUGGUGAUUUUUGGGUUGAGUCAUUAUUGAAUCAUUUCCCGCCUAGAUGCAACUAGAAACAGCUGUUUGGGAAAACAUUUUUGUAAACAAAUGCUCUUAUGCUUACAAUUGUUUCCUGUUUUUGAACUUUUCAUCUUUUAAAUCUUUUAUUAUUUCAGUAUUUAUUGUGUAAUCGAGAUGCCUCUUGAGGAGUGUAAAUACGGUCCAGCUUGUUACCGAAAAAAUCCAUCACAUUUCCAAGAAUUCAGUCAUCCUUGGUUAGAAGAAGCCGUUAUGGAUAGUGAUGAAUCAAAGAAACCUUGUACUCCUUGUAUUAAUGAAGAUGCCACUCCGGAAAUUAUUGAAGAUCAAAAUUGUGCAAAAGAUGAGAUUCAUUUAAACAAAAGAAAAAGAUCGGACUCAACAAGCUCAUCUAACAGUUUAUCAAAAUCACCAAUCACCAAGACCGCAAGAAUUCAAAGCAAUCCUCUUAAUAUGUAUCUUACCAAAGUUAAAGGAAUGGAUGAAAGUGUCAAUAAUUUUUGUUCUAUUGGUAUUAUUGAAAUAUUAUCAAGUAAAUGGGGACAGCUCCAAGAGUCAGCUCAAUUUAAUUACAUGUUUGAGGUCGAAUGGCUUAUCGACAAGUAUCCACCGUGUUUUCGUCAUUUACCAAUGCUUUUAGUUCACCAGGAUAAAAGAGAAACUACAGCUCAAUUAGAAGCUGAAACAGCUCCUUAUGGAAAUAUUGAUUUAGCCAAAGCCAGAUUAAAUGAUGCAUUUGGAACACAUCACACUAAAAUGAUGCUACUGCGAUACGAAGAUACUCUUCGAGUUGUAAUUCAUACAGCAAAUCUGAUUGAACAAGAUUGGCGAGAGAAAACUCAAGGAGUUUGGUUGUCACCACUAUUUCCUCUUUUUAAAGAAGAUGAGGAACCAAGAGACAAGUCUCCAACUAAGUUUCAGACGGAUUUAAUUUUAUAUUUAAGAUCAUAUAAGAGCAAAGCCGUUGAUCAUUGGUGUGAGUUAUUGAAGAAAUAUGAUAUGUCAGAAGCCAAAGUGUUCAUCAUUGGAUCAACUCCUGGACGGCAUACUGGCGCUGAUUUGCAUAAAUUUGGGCAUAUGAAAUUAAGAAAAAUUUUAUCAUCAAAUCAUGCAACUUGUGAAAACGUUCAAGCUAAUUGGCCAGUAAUUGGUCAAUUUUCCAGUAUUGGCUCACUUGGAGCGAAAUCUGAAGCAUGGCUUCAAGGCGAAUUCCUACAGAGCCUGGGAACUACACCCAAACGAUUUACUGCAUUUACCAAACCUCCAUUAAAAUUAGUUUUUCCUUGUGUGGAGGAUGUCAGAAAUAGUUUAGAAGGUUAUAAAGCAGGAGGUUCAUUACCUUACAGUGAUUCAACUCAUCAGAAACAAUUGUAUCUAACAAAAUUUCUUCAUCGAUGGAAAAGUGAUAAAAAAGGAAGAACUCGUGCCUCACCACACAUUAAAUCAUAUUUCAGAGUUUCUCCUGACAUGAAACAAAUUCACUAUGCAGUUCUAACUAGCGCAAAUCUCUCUAAAGCAGCCUGGGGUGGUUUAGAGAAACAAUCUUCUCAACUUUGCAUACGAUCUUAUGAACUGGGAGUCCUAUUUCUACCAAAGAUUUUUGGACAACAAGAUACCUUUGUUGUUUCAGACGGUCUGGUAGUGGACGGUGACGGAGAAAAAGAUCCUAUUUCAUUCCCAGUGCCUUUUGAUUUACCUCUAACUCGUUAUGGAGAUGAAGAUCAACCAUGGAGAUGGGAUGUUUGUUAUAAAAGUAUUCCAGAUUCUCAUGGAGAUGUGUGGAUUCCUUCUUGAA